Daucus carota subsp. sativus is the source of this 2747-nucleotide messenger RNA. RefSeq names its product scarecrow-like protein 28. Gene Ontology annotation, biological process: regulation of DNA-templated transcription. The record is from RefSeq and is a predicted model, not a curated record. NCBI's taxonomy places the organism in Eukaryota, Viridiplantae, Streptophyta, Magnoliopsida, Apiales, Apiaceae. Bases 638 to 2575 code for a protein of 645 amino acids. Gene Ontology annotation, cellular component: nucleus. Gene Ontology annotation, molecular function: sequence-specific DNA binding; DNA-binding transcription factor activity. The transcript is spliced from 2 exons.
AAGUACAAACUUUACAUCACUUCGUAACACCCCUUCAAUCUUCUUCAUUAAACUUACAAAGAUUCGAUCUUUACUAUUAAUCGGCUCUUUUGGGUACCUGGGUUUUGUUUUCUUGAUGAUCAUUGUUGAAAGAUUGAAUCUUUGUUUGUAAUUCGCGUUUUUGGGUUUCAAAAGCGGAAAUGGAUCAUUCAUCUUCAUCGGUUUCACACUUCUUCAGCUACCAAUUUGAGAUGGAGUUCAAUGCUUGGUGCGAGUUUCAUUCAGCUGACAAAUCAAGGUUCUUUCUAGUUAAUAUUCACUGAAUCUUUUAGAAUCCGAUGGUCAUUUUUCGGUAGGUUUGUUUUCUUAUAAUUGUCUUAAAUUCUUUAAUUCUUUGUAGUGCCUAAUUCUCUAAUUGCAUUCCAUUCUUUACUGCACAUAUCAUUAUUUCUAUUGACAAUUUGACAUAAGACACACAAAGCUGAAAUUUUUUCACUGAUUUUAUUUGUUAUCUUGACAUCGGAUUCUUGAUUCUUUCGUUGAACACACACACUCUCACAGUUUGUUUCUCUUGCAAGAUUACAUUUUAUAGAACUAUAUAUUGCACAUCAUUAUUUAUACAUUGACAUAGCAACACGAAGCUUGUCAUUUCCUUUCAAUGAGCACACAGAGAUUGGAGUUGCCAUGUAGUUUCACGCGAAAAGAGACCUCAAGAUCACAAUCCAUAAGGCCUGUUGUUAACCUUUCAAUCGAGAAGCCAGCGGAAGCCAGGACAAGUAGUUGUUCUCUCAGGAAAAGUAUUAGUCUUCCACCCUUGACAAGCACAGGUCCAGUUGUAUUUCAUGAUAGUAAAUUAGAGAAGAAGGAUGAAUUCCGGGAUAAAAGCAAGAACAGAUUGAAGAGGUUUGUGGAUGAGAAUUUCUUUGAUAAGGAUGAUUCUUGUAUUAGUAGAGCUAAGAAGAUAAGGGGUAGCAGAAAGUAUGAUGAUUCUUUAGAAGGGGGUGAAAAAUUAUGCUUAGAUCAGCUUUGGUUUCGUCAGAGCUUCGAGGUCCCGACGUCUGUGUCACAGUUUUCCGGCCUUAAUCCACAACAAUCCCCUUUCUCUCUUCUAUGUUCAGAGGAGGAGGAAACAUGUUUUGCCCCGAGCAAGGUGACUGCUACAACUUCUCCUUUGCCAAACAAUCCUUGGGCCAACUCAGUUGUAACUGAAUUUCCCAAGCUCGGCGAGAGGAAUGUUGAGCCAAGCCAAGCAAUAGCGAAGGAGGCAUCCGAAUCAAGUACAUCCUCAGGGAGUGACAACAAUUUAGAGAAUAGGCUGCAUGAAGACGCCAAUGAACAUGAGAUAGGUAAUGGGUCUAGCCCAAAUAACCCUAAUGGAAGUACUGGUUUUGUAGCAGGGAGUAGUGAUGACAAUGGGGACCAUGAUGGGUUUGAGCUUGUUAGCUUACUCAUAGCCUGUAUCAACGCAAUAGACUUGAAGAACAUCGAAGGAGUUAAUCAUUUUAUAGCUAAGUUAGGGGAACUAGCUUCUCCACGAGGAUCUUCUUUAAGUCGUCUCACAGCUUAUUUUACCGAGGCCUUGGCCUUGCGAGUUGCAAGGGUUUGGCCUCAUAUCUUUUACAUUAAUACACUGUGUGAGCUUAAUUCGGCCGAGGAGGAAAGUGGCACUGCACUAAGGCUUUUGAACCAGAUUAGCCCGAUUCCACAGUUCAUUCAUUUCACAGCGAAUGAGGUUCUGCUUAGAGGGUUUGAAGGGAAGGACAGGGUUCAUAUAAUAGAUUUUGACAUUAAACAAGGACUUCAGUGGCCUAGCUUCUUUCAGAGCUUGGCCUAUCGGAAUAACCCCCCAAGUCAUGUUAGGAUCACCGGCAUUGGUGAAUCCAAGCAAGAUCUUAUCGAAACAGGUGAGAGGCUAGCUGGAUUUGCCAGAGCAUUAAACCUACAGUUCGAGUUCCAUCCAGUUGUUGACAGAUUAGAAGAUGUCAGAUUGUGGAUGCUCCAUGUCAAGGAAGGAGAAUGUGUGGCUGUAAAUUGUAUAUUCCAACUGCACAAGAUGCUCUAUGAUGGCAGCGGAGGGAUACUUAUGGAUUUCAUGGGAUUACUUCGCAGCACUAACCCCACAGUCGUUGUCAUGGCUGAACAAGAAGCAGACCACAAUUGCCACAGAUUAGAAUCCAGAUUUUACAACUCACUGAAAUAUUACGGUGCCAUUUUUGACUCUCUUGACCUUUGCCUUCCACAAGACAGCUUGGCCAGGAUCAAAAUCGAGGAGAUGUUUGCACGCGAAAUCAAAAACAUUAUUUCUUGUGAAGGCCGCGACAGAUUGGAGAGGCAUGAAAAUUUUGGGAAGUGGAGGAAGUUGAUGGAGACGGGAGGGUUUCGUAACAUAGGAAUCACUGAUAGAGAAUUUCUUCAGAGUCGAAUGCUGCUGAAAAUGUACUCUUUUGAUAAUUUUAGAGUGGAAAAGCAGCAAGGCCAUCUUGAUGGCUGUAGUGCACUUACUCUAAACUGGUCUGAUCAACCCCUUUACACAGUUUCAGCAUGGGCGCCUCUUGAUAUUGCAGGAAGCUCCGCAUCUCACUCACAACCAAGUUAAUUUGAUUAACAUCAUCGUCUUCAUCAUCACAUUUUUAUUCACACAGUUAUAGAAAAUUCUUUGUAGGCACAGAAAUCCGUUAUCAUUUUUUUUAUUCUUUUGUCGCAGAUAAGAUAUGUCCUGAGAUUUAGAAUAUUAUAGUAAAGGCUUUGGCUCUAUGGUUCAGUUCAAA